GUGCAAAAUGUUAAACAACGAAAAUGGUGCUGCAUGUUCUUACUAUAUAUAACCAACAUUUGAGCUAAAGUUGAAGCAAUAAAAUUUAACCAACAUAAUAAAUAUUAACUAAGCACAAAGUGCUAGACAUUUUUAGUAGUAUUAUUCUAAGCUUGAAAUCUCAGAGUAAAGUGAAAAAAAUGCCGAUUUCUAGAAUUGCAAUUGGAAGUCCUUCUGAGUUUGGCAAAGCUGAUGCACUUAAGGCUGCACUUGCUGAGUUCAUCUCAAUGCUCAUCUUUGUCUUUGCAGGGGAAGGCUCUGGCAUGGCAUAUAAUAAGCUUACAAACAAUGGUGCAGCAACACCAGCUGGGUUGGUAGCUGCAUCACUGUCACAUGCUUUUGCUCUUUUUGUUGCUGUCUCUGUUGGUGCUAACAUCUCUGGUGGACAUGUCAAUCCUGCUGUUACAUUUGGUGCCUUCAUUGGUGGCCACAUUACACUUAUUAGAGGCCUUUUGUAUUGGAUUGCUCAGUUGCUUGGUUCUGUUGUUGCUUGCUUGCUCCUUAAAAUUGCCACUGGUGGAUUGGAAACAUCUGCAUUCUCAUUGUCUUCAGGAGUGGGAGCAACAAAUGCACUUGUGUUUGAGAUUGUGAUGACUUUUGGUUUGGUUUACACAGUGUAUGCCACUGCAGUAGACCCAAAGAAGGGUGACCUUGGAACAAUUGCUCCAAUUGCCAUUGGUUUCAUUGUAGGGGCCAACAUAUUAGCAGGUGGUGCUUUUGAUGGUGCCUCCAUGAACCCAGCAGUCUCUUUUGGGCCUGCUGUUGUUAGCUGGACAUGGACUAAUCAUUGGGUCUAUUGGGUCGGCCCAUUGAUCGGUUCUGCUGUCGCUGCAGUUGUGUAUGAGAUUUUCUUCAUCACCCCUAGCUCUUAUGAACAGUUACCGGUCGCAGAUUAUUAGAGAAGAACUUUAUCCACCCCAGGUUUUUCUUCAGAUAUGUAAUUCCAAAGUGACUUUGGGGUGGGAAAAUUUCCUCCUGAUUAUUAAGGCCUAAAUUCCCCUCACGUUUUAAUUGAACAGGGGUUGGGUUUCUUUUAGCUUAUUAUCUGGGUGCACUUUGUUGUUUGCAUUUCCUUGUUUUUCAAAUGUUUUCUAUUUAGUUACAUUUGUUCUGUUCUAUAAGAUUAUUUAAUCAAGUAAUCGUCAUGUCUUUUAAACUUCAAACUUCUAUCUAUCUCCAAUUAUAGUCA
Cicer arietinum (chickpea) is the source of this 1228-nucleotide messenger RNA. RefSeq names its product aquaporin TIP1-2-like. Gene Ontology annotation, biological process: water transport; transmembrane transport. The record is from RefSeq and is a predicted model, not a curated record. Gene Ontology annotation, molecular function: water channel activity. NCBI's taxonomy places the organism in Eukaryota, Viridiplantae, Streptophyta, Magnoliopsida, Fabales, Fabaceae. Gene Ontology annotation, cellular component: membrane.